UUCCUGUCAGGAUAUGCUUGGAUUCUUCUAUCUGUAACUCACGUGUUUUUAUUCAAGGUUAUGUUAUAAUCAUCUGGUAUUUGUAAUAUAUUAUUUAAUUGUAUUUGUUAUUGAACAUGUACAAAUUGUUGCAAGUCCCGUUACGUGAACUUGUUUCUUGUAAAUGUCCUCGACAUCUUUCCGUUCCAUGUCUGUCUGUAAAGCAUAGGACCAAAUUGAUAUCAUCAUCAUAUCCUUUGCCAAGGUGCUAUACGUCUGUGUUUCGAGGAAGCAUUUUCCAUUGUGAACUUUCUUUUGUAUUGAAAGACACAUGCACGACGAGAUUUUACAGCACUGCAAGAGGAACGAGUAGUGAAAUUCAAGAGCUGCGUAAACAGGACAAUACACAAGGAAAAUACACAUCCAUAGAGCCAGAAAAAGAGGAAACAUUUAUUUUCCUGGAAUACAUUGAUCCAGAAGACACACACAAGGACCAGCUCAAUGGCCCCCUCCAUGUCAACGCUGUCCCCCUGAUUUCCACAGAAGAUGACAGCUUGCUGCCCAGGUCAGGCUUGGAGAAGCAGCAGAGGAUGCUGGAACCACAUCUUCAGUCACUGAAGCAUGGGACUAAAGGGGACUUGUUAAACCCUGAUUCUCUCAUUGAGUUCCACGAUGUAGGGUUUCAGCUUGAGGAAAGAAGCAAAAAGAAGAAAAAGAAAUCUAAAGGACAGCAGAAAAUAUACGGCACGCCUGAUUUGGAGGAGCCCGUCAGUGACACCUGUUGUAACGGAUGUGGUGCAGUCAUGCACUGCACUGACCCAGACAUGGCAGGCUAUCUACCAAGUGAGAAGUAUAAAGUUCUGCAGGAGGAGGACACGUUAAAACAGGCCAUUUGCCAGCGUUGCUACUUGCUCACACACCACCAGAAGGCAUUGACUUUAAAGAUGUCCAAGGAGGAAUAUCGCAGUGUGGUCUGUCAGGUGAAAUCUCAGAAAGCCUUGGUUCUGUUGAUAGUGGAUCUCCUGGAUAUCCCAGACUCCAUAGUGCCAGACCUGCUCGAGCUCAUUGGGGAAAACAAACACGUAGUGGUUCUGGGCAACAAAGUGGACCUGAUCCCCGGAGACUCUGAAAACUAUUUGCAAAGGAUUAAACGCCAGCUUUCACAGUACUGCAUUGAUUCUGGCAUUUCCUGUGAUAAUAUCAAAGACACCCACCUCAUCAGUGCCAAAACUGGAUAUGGUAUAGAAAAUCUGAUCACAUGUCUUCAGAGAUCGUGGAAGUACAAGGGAGACGUGUAUCUGGUAGGAACAGCAAACGCGGGGAAAUCCACUCUCUUUAACACUCUACUGGAGUCGGACUACUGCAAAUCCAGAGCCUCAGAUGUGAUUCACAAAGCCACCAUAUCUCCAUGGCCUGGCACAACACUGAACCUACUGAAGUUCCCCAUCAUCAACCCUACACCAUACCGCAUGUUCAGGAGGUCGGAGAGGCUCCAGUGCUUCUCCAAGCAAACCGAGAAGGAUCUCUCCCCAGAGGAGCUCCGGCGACUGGAGCAGUUCAGCAAGCAGGGCUACCUUGUGGGUCGCAUUGGAAGGACGUUCCGGACGAAUGGACAGUCUGACAAAGACCUGAUAGAAUUUGAUCCAGAUAGUCUGGCGUAUGGGGAGGAUGUGAGGGACGAGGAGGGAGAGAGAGACCUCUCGAAACCUUGCACCGAAGUCGGCUUGACACACAACGAACUGAAAGAUGCCCACUGGCUCUAUGACACCCCUGGCAUCAUGAAAGAGCACGACGUCCUCAGUCUGUUGACAGAACAGGAGGUGAAGAUGGUGGUACCCACACAAGCCAUUAUACCCAGGACGUUUGUGCUCAAACCUGGCUUGUCAUUGUUCCUGGGAGCUUUAGGGCGAAUUGAUUAUCUUAAGGGUGAGAAGUCCUGUUGGUUCACAGUCAUUGCUUCCAACCGGGUCCCGGUUCACAUCACUAGUCUGGAAAAGGCUGACCGCACCUAUCAGAAGCAUGCCGGUCAAACCCUGCUUGGGGUGCCAAUGGGCGGAGAAGAGCGGAUGAAGGAAUUCCCCCCUCUCAUCUGCCAGGAUUUUGAGCUGGAGGGGCAGGGCUAUACAAAAGCCAGCGCUGAUAUCAAGAUGUCCUCUGCAGGUUGGGUGGCAGUGACGGGGGUGGAGGGGACCAGCGUUAUGCUGCGUGUUCAUGCCCCAGAAGGCGCCGGCCUGUCCAUGAGGAGCCCCCCUCUACUCCCCCAUGUCGUUCACCUGAAGGGAGAGCGCAUCAAGAAGUCUGUCGCCUAUAAGACCAGGAAACCCCCAUCCCUGGUGGAUACCAGCCUGUCCUACAAGGGAGCCAAGCGGCUUAAGGUUAAAAAGAAGAAACUAUGAUAUUGACGUCGAUGAGGCAAUGCACAUUUUCAUGUCAUAUGCUUUCGGUAUUGGAUGUCUGAAGUCAGUGGUGUUCACAUUUCGCCCACGAAAGCCAGUUCCACCCCAUAUUUUCAUUGCAACCCCCCAAAUUAGGGACUUAUUUAGCCCUGGGAUACCUGGUGGGUGCAAUUAAUGAUGAGGUAAAACAGAAGGCUGAGUCCUUGGGUUAGGGGUUUGCAAUGGACAAAUGGAGUGGAACUGGCUCAAGGGCUUGAGUGGAACUGGCUCAAGGGCUUGAGUGGAACUGGCUCAAGGGCUUGAGUGGAACUGGCUCAAGGGCUUGAGUGGAACUGGCUCAAGGGCUUGAGUGGAACUGGCUCAAGGGCUUGAGUGGAACUGGCUCAAGGGCUUGAGUACCACCGGCUUGAGGUGGUGAUACCACACUUUCGAUUGUUUCUCAGCUCUGGGUUCUGUGGGGUUGUAAAUGUAGUGAAUCUAAAUGCUUCACAUCAGAGCGGUUUUUUUCUGCCUGUGGAUGCUUGUCUGUACAUUUACA
This is a messenger RNA of Esox lucius (northern pike), 2913 nucleotides long. RefSeq names its product nitric oxide associated 1 (gene noa1). Gene Ontology annotation, molecular function: GTP binding. Lineage: Eukaryota; Metazoa; Chordata; Actinopteri; Esociformes; Esocidae. The transcript is spliced from 7 exons. Bases 117 to 2375 code for a protein of 752 amino acids. The record is from RefSeq and is a predicted model, not a curated record.